Cinara cedri is the source of this 2864-nucleotide messenger RNA. The record is from the annotation of a GenBank genome assembly. NCBI's taxonomy places the organism in Eukaryota, Metazoa, Arthropoda, Insecta, Hemiptera, Aphididae.
AUGGCUGACAAACAAAUCUACUACUCGGAUAAAUACUAUGACGAUACGCACGAAUAUAGGUACAGUAUGAUGUUUAUAUUAUUUUUUAUUUUAGAUAGUUAGGUGUUGGUAGGUAAUACCAGUUCGAGUGUUCUAUUUAUAUAAUGUAUAUUAUAGGGAUGUUCAAAUCAUUUUCAUAAUUAUAAUUUAAGUACCUACUGAAAUUGGUGACUUGCAGACUAUAAGUACCUACUGUGUGGUUGUUGGCAAGUAGUUAUACUCAUUAACGCAACCAUGGGGAGGUUUCGAUUGUUGUAACCUUCCCCUCAUCACUUUAUUUAUUUUAGCAAAUAGUAAGGUUAAAAAGGUUGUACUUCUAAACUCCCUAAUUCUCCUUCAUUGAUAAAUUCUGGUUAUGGCACUAAUCAUACUAACCCAUAUUAAUAAAAGUAAUAUGAUGUACCUAUCAAUUUGUGUUACAAAACAUUUUUAUUGGGUAAAUUGUGAAUGUGUGCAAUGUACUUAAUUAUAAUGUAAUUUUUUAAUUUGAUUUAAGUUCAUUUUACUGUGCCCCUUAAGAAUUUCAAUAUUAUUAUUUUUUUUUAUAAUAAUUAUUAUUUAUGUCUUGACACUGAUUUUGAUAAUUUUUGAGUUUUUUGUAGAAACCAUUAUUAAAGAAGCUAAUGCAAAAAAUUUUGUGUCUUGGGCCUUUAAAGAAACAUUAUUUUUGAUUUAGUUGCGAAACGAACUCAUGAAGGUCAUUGAAAGCCUAAUUUCUUGUUUUUCAUUUUAUAUAUUUUUUAUUAUUUCUAAUACCUAUUAAAUUAAAAAAAAACCGUAAAAAUUAGGAUGUUAUUCCACAUAUUAUUCAUAUACUACUUAACCCAUACUUACCCAAAAUCUUCAAAUUAUUUAAAAGUUCUAAAAUAUUAGCUAAAAAGUUGUUUUUAAUUUUAAAUAUCUACCUAUAGCAUUUUAAAUUUUUUUUAAGUUUUUAAUGUUUUUUGUCAUUAUUAACUUCUUUUAUAGUGGUUCCUGCAAAAUAGAUUCAAACUUUUUCUUUGUCAAUGUCAAAAUACAUGUUUAAAAAAAAUCAAUUUGAAAUUCGUAAGUGAUGUGAUGUACAUUAGCUUCUAUAAUUUGAUAGUAUUUAGUCAAAAUGUUUAAGACAAAAUAACCAAAAUUUUAAAUCUAUACCUAAUAUAAUAAUAGGUACUUAAAUAUAUUUUAAACACAUUUCAAUGACACUAAAUGUUGGUUGGUUAAAUAUAAUAUAUGUUAAGAAACCAUAAACAUGGCAUGCUUGUAAAGAGAGCUUUCCUAACUGGUUUAUUACUAAUACCUAUCAUUCAAUUAGUUUUAUAUUGUUUGUAUUUUUAUUUGAUAAUUCUACCCUAUGUAUUAGUUAGGCACAUUAAUCAUAAUGCAAUAUAAAAACUGAGGUUAUUAGGUACAAAUUAUAAUUAUUAAAUAUUAUGAGGUAUGUACAGAAAAUGCAUAUACAAUUAAUAGUGAUAUAAUAAUAAUUCAAUUAAAAUUUUAAGUUGAAUGAAGUAGGUAUAUUAAAUAAAAACAAGUAAUGUAGUAAUGUACUUACUAAUAGGUAAUUAACCAUUUUAAGUAGGAACUUAUUUAAUGUUUUUGUAUUAUAUUAUACCUACCAUCUAUAGAUUCUAUUUUGUAUGUAUAUAUAUAUAUUUUUUUUUUUAAAUUUAGGCACGUAGUUUUGCCUAAAGAAAUGGCGAAGAGUAUACCUAAAACACACUUACUCUCAGAAGAUGAAUGGAGAUCAAUUGGAGUACAACAGAGCAAAGGUUGGAUACAUUAUAUGAUCCAUGAACCUGGUAAUUAUUAAUUUUAUAUUAGACAUUUAUUUUUAAACUAUCAAAAAAAACAUUUUCAAAUUUCAUCUUUAAACUCUAUGUAACUACAUAAAUUUCCAUAGCACUGCUUUUAAGCCAAAAAAUUGAGCACAUUCUGUAAGUCUCAAACCUUCAGGUAUUAGUUGGGGAGGUAAAUUUAUAAUUAAUAUUUUAAAAUUUAAAUAUGGAAAAAUAUAACUACUGAUAGAAGAAAAUUAUUUGGAUACUUAUUAUAAUAUUCUUGAAAAUUAAUAGGAUCAGGCUUGAUUAUGUCUAUUUCAAAACAUAAUUUCAAUUAAAGUUUUUACAUAAGUUGUAACUGUAAUAUAGAUAAGAUUUACUUUUUAUUUAAGUUACUUUAAAAGUGUUUAACAUUUUUAAUAGUACAUAAAAAUAUAUUUGAAUAUACUGUACAUUUGUUUAAAUCCAUGCAUAAAUAAUUGAACUUGUCUGAAAAAUAAAAUUAUGAAUAAUUUUGGGAUACACGGGGUUGUAAGAUAUAAUAUGGUGUAGUAUAAAAUACAUAUUAUAAUUGCUAAGAUUUAAACAAAAAAACAAAGAACAACAUGAACAUAUAAAACUGUUAUCUUAUAUGUGAAAUGUAUAACAUGUUUUAUGCGUGUUUAUUAUCAUUUCUUUGCAGUGAUUUUUGUUUUAUUAAACCGAAAUUUUAAAUUAUUAUUUAAAAUAAUAUAAUAUAUUAAUAUAGGUUUAUAGUUAUAGUAUAGUUAUAGCUAUAGUUAUUUAAAUAUCGAUAAUAUUACAAUUUUUUAGGUAUGUGUAUUUAUGUAUUUACAAAUUAUAAAAAAAAUAUUAUUUUAAUUAGUUUAUUAAAAUAUUAUAAUGAGUCCAUCAAUCAAAAUAGAGCAAUAAAAAACAAAUGAAAUACAUAUGAAUAAUAUUAAAUUAAUAUUAUAUAUAUAUUUUUUUUUAUCAUUUAGCUGAUAUGAUUUAAUUUAAUGAUUAUUUUGUUUUCUUACAGAGCCUCACAUUUUAUUGUUCAAGAGACCACGGACCAAUUGA